AAAAGUAAAUAAGUUCCCCUUUCAGACCUUGUGAUCUAUAGAGCAGAUGAUGUAAAGGUCAUCUGUUUCUGUAACCCACGGUUAACAAGGGUGUUAUGUGGUCAGCACAAUGACCAACUGCCUUUACUUUUCCCCAACUAAUGUUAGUUACUUAUUAGAGCUGGAUGGACUCAGAGACACCCAAAUAUCCUGAAGCUAAAAUAACCAGUCUUUGACAGGAAUCUAACCUGCGACCUCAGUUUGGAAGUCAAGCGCUUUACGGCUCAGCCACCACGCCUCCAAAUCUGUAUUAUUUAGAGUUAAAAGUUUGUAACUGAAUUCCUGAGAUAGUUCUUCAAAUUUGCGAAGGAUAAUCACAAACUCAGUUUGUUCUUGAUCUGAAAAUGCUUGCAUGCAUCCAUAUGUUGAUAUAAAGUGAGAGGCAUAAUUUUGGGUCUAACUUUUGGCAAAUUUUUUUUAGCUCUAGUUAAGUUGUCAUGGUAAUGAUUGCCAAAUCAUUAAAUUAAACAUUUCAGACCUAUUAAGGAUUGAGGAAAGCUCAUGAAAUUGUCAUUUCACUGUAGAAUUUGUUUUCAAUUUAUAAAAUCGAUCUGUUUAUUACUUGGCAGCUUCAAAAUAUUUUGUUCCAUAAGUGAAAAUGCAAGGUUCUUUUUCUUCAGCAAAAUCAUUUAAAUAUCAAAGGCCUCUGUAAUAAUUAGAUUUUUUUUCUAUGUAUUCUGUAUAAUUGGUUUGAUCAUCAACACAUUCGCUUUGUUUUUUAAAUGUGGCACUUGACUCAAAUCCUUGUUUUUGAGAUGUCAACAUUUUUUACUUCAUUAUGAAUCCUCUGAUAUCAUUUACUAAGUUAGGAAAAAAUGUUUCCUUGCCCUGCAAUGUUGUUGAGAUGGCUCUUUACAUGAACUAAAAAUGUUAAUCGAUACAUUUAUGUUUCAUCCCACAGACUACUCCAUCCUCAAGUAGCUUAUCCUUUUCUUCUAGAAAAUCAUGCUCAAUAUUUUUCUGUUUCCAAAAUCUUCUAAGACUUUGCCUUCUAGAAUUUAAUUUGAGUAAUACCUUUAGUAAAAUCAUUACAUUUAGAGACUCUUUGGAAUAGAAGACUAAAAAAGUAAAGUAGCAAUUAUACAUAAAACACUGAACCAUAAUUCUCCAAUCAAAUUUGAAUUUUCAUUUGUUAUGACUCUCACUGCUAUUUUUUUAUGUCGGUUCUAGUUUUAUAAUAUUGUCCGUAUUAACUACUAACUUAAGCUAAACUUCACUACUAGAAUCUAGAUCAACUAGAUAACUACACCAGUAGUCUGAGCAAUAGAUCCCGAAAAAUUAUAGUUCUAGACCAGUGUUUCCCAAAUUUUUUCCUUAACUGAACACUUCGCACAUUCUGAGUAUUUCAUAUUUUUUUAGAGAGACUGAUUCACGUAGUAGCCUGCUAGUUAAUUAUUCCACUAGUUCAUGGAACACCUAUUCAGGCCACGUGGAACACUGAGAUUCAGCAAAACACAGUUUGGGAAACAUUGUUCUAGACUACAGACUGGGUGUGGCCAAAUAAUGGCACAUGCACCAAAAGUUGUAUCUUAUCCUAUCUGAUCUUAUCUUAUCUGAUACUCUAUUGUAAAGGAAGCAACUUCUUUAAAAUUAAACACUUACAUUGGACAUUAUUUUCAUUUGCAAUGGCAACUUCAACUGGCCCAAUUUACUACUUACUCUCCUUGCGCAAUGCACAAAAAGGUUCAUUAGAACGGCUUGAACAGUUUACACAAUUUUUAGAGUUAACAUUCAGUCAGAGAAUUAUUUAGAAGAUUUUAAUAGAUGUAAUAAUGGUGCCAUGGACCCAAACAUUUCAACCAACCAAUACAACAGUAAUAACAGCUGGGACUUGAAAGAUGUUAUUGUUCAAGAAUCACAAGUUUAUGGAUUGAAAAAAACAGAUGAAGAUGCUGAAUACUCAAGUGAUCCAAAUGGCUUCUGUGAAGCAGCUCAAGUCCCUACUUUGGCAUCAAGAUUAGACCACCUUGAUGAAAUUAAAGUUCAUCAACAUUUGGAUGUCAUAGAAGUUUGUCUUGGCUGGGAGCGCAAUAACAGAUACAGUUUGUACAAUAAAGAUAGAGAACAAAUUUUAUAUGUCUAUGAAUCUGCACAGUGUGUAGCUCGACAGUGCUAUGGAUCCUUACGUGAAUUCACUUUGAUUGUCACUGACAAUGAUGAUAAUCAUUUAUUGUACUUGCAACGACCAUUAAGGUGUUCAACCAGAUGCUUCUAUGCUUGUUGUUGUCUUCAAGAGUUGGCAAUACUAAGCCCUCAGGAAAAAAAAGAGUCCUUAGCUGUUAUUUUGGAAAGAUGGACCCUGAUGGUACCUCAGUAUGAUGUCCAUGAUCCUCUGGGUUCAGUUAAGUUUACCUUGCAAGGAGAUUGUUGCCAUUAUCGUUGUUGCUGUAAUAUACAUUUUACUGUCAAAAGUCCUAGUGGUUAUGAAAUGGCCACUGUAUGUAAGACCUGGUGUGGAUGUAGAGAUGUAAUAGGAGCAAGGAAUGACUUCAUAAUUACAUAUUUAGACGGUGUAACCAGAGAAGAUAAAGUUCUUAUAUUGGGAGCUGCAUUUCUUCUUGAUUUCAACUAUUUUGAAAGACAUGGAAAAUGUUUUUAGAACAUGUAUAACAGAUGCCAGUUGCUGUUCCUGAGAAAAUGUAAGAUAGUAACACAACUUUUAAAGAAAUUUAAAUAUCAACUCAACUAAAGGACCAAUAAUUGCAAUAUUGAUUCAGUUUAAAACAUUUUUAGUAACUGUUUAUGUGCUUGUGAUAAUUCCAUUGUGUGGUGCAUUUGUCUCUAUAAUUUUAAUUGCCUGGUUAAUUUAAAUUGUUUGUAACACUAUUCUGGAUUUGUGCUUUGAAGAUCCCAAAGAAUCAUAUUACCUUUUGUAGAUUUGUCUUAUAGUGUGAGUUUUAGCCAAUUGAUAUUAUGUGUUCUUUGCAUAAAUAUUCCUCAACUGGUUAGAGCAAAAUAUGGAAACUUACUUUUUAAACACAAGACAGACAAUAAUUUUUUUAAAGAAUGAUAUAUCUCUAGUAAAGGAUUUAGAUGAAUUUAGUGUAAUGUGUCAAAAGUGCUGUGAAAUAAAUAGGGUGGCCUAUAUUUGUUAAAAAAAACUGCUUUAUUUAGUAUGUGACUUUUAAUAUACCAAACAGAAAAGACAAAAUUUUUUUAAUGAAUCAAUGUUUUGUUUUUCUUCCAUUUAAUUUCUUCCAAUACACCUAUACAUUGGUUCUUAUUAUUGUUCAGCAUUUAUAGUUAUUACAUUCUUUGUACAUAGUGCACAGACUGAAGGCCUUUAAGUAUUUAGUAUACAAGGUUUGAAGACUGUGCCUUAGACACUGAUGCCUUUAAUGUAUAACACAGUUUUGCUAUGUAUUUAAUAAAUAUCCAUUUUGACUAAUGCUGAAUGGAAUAGUGUGAAAUCUGUUCUUUCUAUCGUUACUAAAUGGUUUCAAUUGAUUAUUUGCUUACAUAUUAUUGAUGUAAUAUUUUGUAAUAAUCAACAUGCAUAUUUAUUUAGAAAAGA
This is a messenger RNA of Biomphalaria glabrata, 3553 nucleotides long. RefSeq names its product phospholipid scramblase 1-like. Gene Ontology annotation, molecular function: phospholipid scramblase activity. The transcript is spliced from 8 exons. The coding region runs from base 1820 to 2638 and encodes 272 amino acids. The record is from RefSeq and is a predicted model, not a curated record. Lineage: Eukaryota; Metazoa; Mollusca; Gastropoda; Planorbidae. Gene Ontology annotation, cellular component: plasma membrane. Gene Ontology annotation, biological process: plasma membrane phospholipid scrambling.